AUGUCCAGUACAGAUGGUAGCCUUGAGAAAGGCUACUACUUGUUUUAUUUUACUUACGUUACUUCUAGUCCCCCUUUCUCAAGGGACUCGAGGCGGAUUGCAGCGUGGGAGUGCAGCGGCCUUGGGGAGAUGCCUGGAUCCUUUGUGCCGACAGUGACUGCCAUAUCGACUAGCCAAGACCUCCAGUGGCUGGUUCAGCCCACCCUGAUCUCGUCCAUGGCCCAAUCGCAGCAGCCUCCAGGCCAACAGAUGCCUCCGCAGCAGCCGCCUCCGCCUCCGGUGGACCCCUACGACCUCCCCGGCCCCAGUUAUGCCGCUCCGGGCAUGGGUGUCUAUGCCGGAGGGCCUUCCACAGCCCCCGUCGCUGCCGCCCCGCAGCGUUCCGCCAGGGCCCGGCCCCGAAGGACGCGGGAGGAAAUGCUAACGCCAGAAGAAGAGGAGAAACGCCGCGUCCGCCGCGAGAGGAACAAGCUAGCGGCGGCGAAGUGCCGGAAUCGCCGCAGGGAACUGACCGAUCGACUGCAAGCGGAGACCGACCAGCUGGAGGAGGAGAAAGCCGAGCUGGAGUCCGAGAUAGCCGAGCUGCAGAAGGAAAGAGAGCGGCUGGAAUUCGUCCUCGUGGCUCACAAGCCCAGCUGCAAGAUCCCCUACGAGGACAUCCCCGAGUUGAGCGGGCAGCCCGGCACCUCAGCCGAGGUGGGCUCGCUGGCGAUGGCCGUCAAAGAGGACCCCUUCGGCCCGACGGCCUACCCAUCCGUGCCCCUCCUCCAUUACCAGCAGGGCCUUGGUGGAGUGCAGGCCCUGGGCCCGGCGGAGGUAGCGUUUUCUAGUUCUUACUUUACACAUGGUGAUCAGCUGACCGACUCGUACCCGGCUAACCCUUCAUAUACAUCUUCGUUUGUCUUCACCUACCCAGAGGGAGCUUCCUGCGGAGCCUCACACCAGCGGAACAGCAGCAGCGACCACUCCUCGGACUCCGUGAACUCCCCCUCGCUCCUUGCUUUGUGAAACUCAAAACAAAAACAAAAAAGCACCAAAUGCGAAUCUUGCACACGCUCUAACCAAUA
Molecule: messenger RNA, 1067 nt
Organism: Gekko japonicus
Lineage: Eukaryota; Metazoa; Chordata; Lepidosauria; Squamata; Gekkonidae
Gene: FOSB
Product: FBJ murine osteosarcoma viral oncogene homolog B
Exons: 4
Coding region: 1-1008 (335 amino acids)
Biological process (GO): regulation of transcription by RNA polymerase II
Cellular component (GO): nucleus
Molecular function (GO): DNA-binding transcription factor activity, RNA polymerase II-specific; RNA polymerase II cis-regulatory region sequence-specific DNA binding
Source: RefSeq, a predicted model, not a curated record